Molecule: messenger RNA, 769 nt
Organism: Arabidopsis thaliana (thale cress)
Lineage: Eukaryota; Viridiplantae; Streptophyta; Magnoliopsida; Brassicales; Brassicaceae
Exons: 3
Coding region: 107-463 (118 amino acids)
Source: RefSeq, marked reviewed
AUAUCCCCAAAACAACCUUUAGUAUUGGAACGGAAGCGAUUUCUCUCUCGUCGCCGUCGUAUCAAACCUCGCCGCCGUAGCCGUCAACGCAUCUUUCAUUUCGGGAAUGGCGAACAAGAUUGCAAUGUUUCUCUCGGAAGCAAUGAACAACAAUGCUGUGAUAAACACGUGUCUAGGAGUAUCGUUUGUGGUUUUGGGAUUGAGAUCUGAUAAACAGCAGAAGUAUGUUGAGGCCUUAGCAGAGCAGAAGGAGUCACUCUUCAAGUCUAAUAAGGCAAUGAAACUCACCAUGUGGGAGUGGAAACAGCAGCUCUUUGCUGAAGCUGCCUCUGCGGGUAAUGCCGCGGUUGUUCCUUUGUCGACGCUUAAGGCCAUCUAUGGUGAAGUUACCACCACAACCAAUCAAUCUGGUGACACAGCCAAGGAAGAUUCUAAAGUGUCCACUCCCAAGAUCAUGAUAUGAGAGGUUGUUAAAUUUUUGGUAGGUUCAUUUCACUUCAAAUUAUUCACUCGGCUAAAGUAAAGAUUAGCAUUUAGUCUCAUCAUUUGCAUAAAUUGCACUUGUAAACUAGUUUGGCAUCUAUUGUCUGUUGUUGUGAUCUUUUUUUUUUGUACCUCCUGGUAUGGACAAAGCUCCUAAAAUAAGGUAAGACCCUCCUUUGGGUUGAUUCUUAAGGCUUUCACUAUGUACCAUUAGUCCAAAAUUUGGAGACGACAAAGCCUUGUUUGUUGGGUAAACUUGAAAAGAAAAAUCCAAUUUUGUUACAUG